ACUUACCCGGCUUCGGAUUAAAGAUGGCGGACCAGAGUGAGACAGCAGCGGAUGAUCGGCUGGAGGAGGAUGAAAAUGGACACGGACACUGCAGCGACUGCGAAAAUGAGGAGAAGCACAGCUAUAACAGAGGUCUGGGCGAUGAGAGUGGAGGGAAGAAGAAAAAGAAGCAAAAGCGGAAGAAAGAAAAGAGCGGAGGAGACAAACUAGAAGCUGCCGAAGCCCAGGUGAACACACUGCCUGCCGAGAGAAUACAAGAAAUCCAGAAGGCCAUUGAGUUGUUUUCCGUUGGCCAAGGACCUGCUAAGACCAUGGAAGAGGCCAGCAAGAGAAGUUACCAGUUCUGGGACACCCAGCCUGUUCCUAAGCUUGGAGAAGUGGUGAACACACACGGCCCCAUUGAGCCAAAUAAGGACAAUAUCCGCCAGGAGCCAUAUACCCUCCCACAGGGCUUCACCUGGGACGCUCUGGAUUUGGGGGACAGGGUGGUGCUGAAGGAGCUUUACACUCUACUUAACGAGAACUACGUGGAAGAUGACGACAACAUGUUCCGCUUUGAUUACUCCCCUGAAUUCCUGCUCUGGGCACUGAGACCUCCUGGAUGGCUUCCCCAGUGGCACUGUGGUGUAAGAGUGAUUUCCAGUAAGAAGCUGGUGGGAUUUAUUAGUGCAGUCCCAGCUGCAAUGCAUAUCUAUGACAUAACCAAAAAAAUGGUAGAGAUCAACUUCCUCUGUGUCCACAAGAAACUGCGCUCUAAGAGGGUGGCGCCUGUUCUGAUCCGUGAAAUCACGCGCCGCGUCAACCUCGAGGGAAUCUUCCAGGCCGUCUACACAGCGGGAGUGGUACUGCCCAAACCUGUGGCUACCUGCAGGUACUGGCACAGAUCGCUUAACCCACGCAAGCUGAUCGAGGUGAAAUUCUCUCAUCUCAGCCGUAACAUGACCAUGCAAAGAACCAUGAAGUUGUACCGGCUGCCUGAGACUCCUAAAACAAGUGGCCUAAAGCCCAUGGAAGUCCGGCACAUCCCGGCUGUGCACAAGCUUGUGUCUCAAUACCUCUCGCAGUUUAACCUGGCCCCCGCCAUGGACGAGGAGGAGGUCCGGCACUGGCUGCUCCCCCAGGAGAACAUCAUCGACACAUACGUAGUGGAGACACCAGAGGGCGAGCUGACGGACUUACUGAGCUUCUACACUCUCCCCUCCACCAUCAUGAACCACCCCACGCACCAGAGCCUGAAAGCCGCCUACUCCUUCUACAACGUUCACACCAAGACUCCUCUGUUGGACCUCAUGAAUGAUGCACUGAUUCUGGCUAAAUCUAAAGGGUUUGAUGUGUUUAAUGCCCUUGACCUCAUGGAGAACAAAACCUUUUUGGAGAAGCUAAAGUUUGGUAUUGGGGAUGGAAAUCUGCAGUAUUACCUGUAUAAUUGGAAAUGUCCCAGCAUGGGGUCUGAGAAGGUGGGUCUGGUUCUACAGUAAUCCACGUCCCCUUUUCCCCCACGUCUGAAGUGGAUUAGGAAUUCUCUGCGCUGCCGACUGCUCCCCAUGGGGCCACAGGAGAGUCCGAUCUUGGAACCGAGAAGUUUAUUGAUUCUGGAGCACAUCCUACUGUAUUGGGGUGCAGGAAUGGGGAUAGGGAGGGGCAGAGGGGGUUGUUCCCUCCUCCUAUAGAUUUGGUUUGUUUUCUGGAAUUUCUAUCACCACUCCAACCCCUGCUGUGAAUACGACUGCUCCCAUUUUCCCUCCCCCGGCUGAUUUGAGGCGUCAUGGCUGAAUAUUAAAGUGUAUAUUAUAUAAUAUAUAUAUAAUAUAUGUACAUUGGUGCCUGUGCUUGAUCUCGUGACUUACAACGUUUCUAAAAGGUCGCCAUGUCCUAAAAUCGAAAUGAACCUGUGGCAGCCAUAUUGAAGGGGGCGUGGCCUGCUACCCAGAGUGGGGGUUGCUUAAAAUAAAUCGCGUUUUAAAAUGUUUGCUUUUUUUUUUUUUAUUAAGUUAAAUGCUUGUUACUAAAUAAAUGAUGAACAUUUGCA
This is a messenger RNA of Xenopus laevis (African clawed frog), 2029 nucleotides long. RefSeq names its product glycylpeptide N-tetradecanoyltransferase 1. The record is from RefSeq and is a predicted model, not a curated record. The transcript is spliced from 12 exons. NCBI's taxonomy places the organism in Eukaryota, Metazoa, Chordata, Amphibia, Anura, Pipidae. Bases 24 to 1478 code for a protein of 484 amino acids.